Durotheca rogersii is the source of this 2099-nucleotide messenger RNA. RefSeq lists its product as uncharacterized. Bases 317 to 2005 code for a protein of 562 amino acids. NCBI's taxonomy places the organism in Eukaryota, Fungi, Ascomycota, Sordariomycetes, Xylariales, Xylariaceae. The transcript has 2 exons. The record is from RefSeq and is a predicted model, not a curated record.
CCUCCGGCUAUGGUAGUUCUUUCGAGCACAUUCCCAUCCACCAGGAGGCUUCCCUUCGUAACCAGUAGUGUUAAGUAUUGUGCAGAUAUCUUUAUGUGUCCCUUGUUCGCGUUACCUCUCUUUCCUAGCUCCCCAACAGGGAGCAGGUGUGUCUUUCCUUAUUCGUCUCUCUGUGACCGCCUCUUAAAGGAGACAAGUUGGCAGCAUAUGCAGUCUAAGUGUUUUGCGGCUUUGAGACUUUCAUCCUGGCUUAUACAAAUACCCAACAACAAUCUACCCUAUGCUCUCUCCCCUCUGGUGACAUGAAGCUUCGCAUAUGUACAUGAAGAGUCGGCCAAUUUACUAUGCCAUAUUUCCAUGUUGUAUGUCGUUGAGAAGAUACUACCUCCAUCGAUGCCCAGGGGUCGUGGCACAAGGCCAAACUAACAUGCAAUUUAUGGGCAUGCAUGGAUAUAUUUGCCAAUGUCCCCCGCUGCCUACUUCAGUUCCCCCGUUGGCGGUUACGCCGUCGAAGAGAUCAGACGACGACGAAGUUCAGUUCAUUUCCUCCCAGCCUGUGAAGAGGCGGAAGAUCAGCCAGCAGAGAUCGAGUCCUAUACCCCACCAGCCUGUUAUCCCCACGAUACCUACAGCUCCCUUAAGUCCUUCAACACCAGCUUCUACCGAGCCUAAGGAAGCAGAUAGGCGAGUUAGCACGGGUAUGGUCGGGCUCCCUUCGGACUUCAGCGCCAUGGAACUCACUUGUGCGUUAAGGGGCGUCUCGCUACCGGCGCUGGAGAAGUUUACCUUCAACCAGCCCUUUCGUAGGCAGAGACCCUUGAGCCCUCCAGAGUUGUCACCUAAGCAAUUGCCACCAACAAUCGCGUCGGAAAUGCUGAGUUUCGAUGGCCGUGAGAAUCACGCAGGCGUCCCUGGCUAUCAUAUGGCCCCUGUGGCAUGUAUGACAGCUGAUGAGCGCCUAGGCGGGCCGGAAAUGAUUAUCCCUAGCUCGCUGGAUGCCGGCCUACCAACUGACCAGCUCUAUGCUCUCAACACAUCUGCCAUCCAGGCGAGAACUCUGCCCCCGAUGCGAGCCGAACAACAGAGAGCGGAUCCAAAAAGUGCGGCCAUGCCGCCCCCUCCGGUGCCGAAAGCCGGGUAUUCAGCUACUCCUGAAUCCAGUCGGCCAGUUCACCAUACUGCUAGGCAUCGUACGACGAGGCAGCCAUGCCAAGUCUGUUCUAAAAUGCGACAGCAGGUCACGCAUGCUAAAACUCAAGGAGUUCCCAUGAUGCAUUCUGGCGUGGCACAUCCCACGGUUCAACACAUGCCAUGUCACCAGCCGUAUAACCCGCACUUUCACUCCCAUACGAUGGCUCUGGCCCCGACAAAUAAUAUGCACACCUUCAGCCCUAGCUUCGCCCCGAUGAUGAUGCCGAUCAGCAGCAGCAGCAGAUUCGCCGCCUCGCCGCCUCGCACGUCCGGCCCCACGCGGCAAAUGGAUACGGGCCAGCAAAGCGCCCGCAUCGCCAGCCCGCAGCAUGCACCUGAGAAUUCUGCGGCGACGAAGCCCGCGAAACCGGCGGCGGCGGCAGCGCUGAUCCCGCCGACCUACCGCAAGCCGUCGCCGAACCUCAUCGUCGACGUGGCGGAGACGUGCCAGGAGCGGUUCCCCUUCGAGGAGGUGGCGCGGCGGCACGGCGUGGCCGUCGAGAAGGUCCUGGAGGUCUUCGCCGCCAUCAUCCAGGUGCCGCUGCUGCGGUGCCCGACGGACCGGCGGCGCGCCGGCAAGCUCGCCACCGCGCGCGUCCGGGAGUACAACAAGGCGAAGAGGGCGAUCCGGGAGGAGCGCGGGGCCGAGAAGGAGGAUGGGACCAAGGGGAAGGGAAAGGGAAAAGGGGGCGCGCCUGGCGAUCAGGCUCACCCCCGGGCCAGGGGGGACCAGAUCGCCGUCGAGCCCGCCGACGUCGCGCGCCACCUAGGUCCAAUGGACCUUCCAGAGGAAUUCGAGGUCGGAGGGCUCUGACGGAGAAGGAGAAGGGGGUCGUUGGCGACGGACCACACGUUCUCAUGUCACAUCAAUAUCACGGAAAGCGAAUUUAGCCGGGAAUAACAUGCUU